Messenger RNA from Hylaeus anthracinus, 927 nucleotides. It is a transcript of the gene Trs20, whose product is annotated as probable trafficking protein particle complex subunit 2. Gene Ontology annotation, biological process: endoplasmic reticulum to Golgi vesicle-mediated transport. The record is from RefSeq and is a predicted model, not a curated record. NCBI's taxonomy places the organism in Eukaryota, Metazoa, Arthropoda, Insecta, Hymenoptera, Colletidae. The transcript has 3 exons. Bases 439 to 861 code for a protein of 140 amino acids. Gene Ontology annotation, cellular component: nucleus; TRAPP complex; cytoplasm.
UUGCAAUUGGGGGAUAGAAUUGUUAGUUAUUUUUAAAUAAAAUGAUAUUUAUUCAUUUUCUUCGAUCAUUUAUUACAAUCGUAACACUUUUAAUGACGAAUAAUUUUUCCCCUAGAGAGCUCUAAUGAUUUAGAAUGCAAUUAUCUAUGUACAUGUGUACUAUUUACAAUUACCUAUUAGAUUAAUCUUUUGUAGUGCUUCUCAAACUGUAGUAAUAAAUCUAUCAUUAAAAGUAAUUAAAACUAAUGGAAUAUUCAGUGUUAACGACCACGUUAAAGGAACUCCGAAAAUCUUUCAAUUUGUUCUUUUUUUAUUUUGUCGGUAAUUAAAGUGACUUCUAAAAACCUCUAAGCAAAGCAGAGCGAUUUCUUCGAAAUUUGUCGAAAGCAUUAAGCUUGUUCAACAAAGAAUCGAAUGGAAUGAAAAUUGACCAACACCAUGACUGCUAAUUACUAUUUUGCAAUUGUUGGUCACGCCGACAAUCCUUUAUUCGAAAUAGAAUUCAAUAAUUCUGGAAAGGACUCGAAGAAGGAAGAUUACACGCAUUUGAACCAAUUCAUUGCACACGCUGCAUUAGAUCUUGUGGAUGAACAUACAUGGAAAACAACAAACAUGUAUUUGAAAGUCGUGGACAAGUUUAACCAGUGGUUUGUCAGUGCUUUUGUCACUGCGACUCACAUUAGAUUUGUCAUGGUACACGACAGCAAAAAUGAGGAUGGGAUAAAGAAUUUUUUCAAUGAAAUGUACGAAACAUAUAUAAAGUAUUCCAUGAAUCCAUUCUACAAAUUAAACACACCUAUUAAAUCUGUUGGCUUUGAGAAAAAAGCGCAAUUAUACGGCAGGAAAUACUUGUCUUCCUAAGUCUGUUUAUUUUAAAUUUACAGAGUAUAAUAGAUACUUUACAAACAUCACAUUGUUAUUUAUUGC